AUGUCUCAAUCAUUAUCAAUUCACGUAGAAUCGAGAAAAAUGUUUGUUUUACAGCAAGUUAAUCAACUUGAAGCACUCCUUAAUAAAUGGAUCAGCUCAAACAACCUCAAUGAAGAAAAUACUCAUUCAUCUCAUAUGGAAGAAUAAGUGACACAAAGUCAAACAGCAACUCAUAUUUCUCACUUCUAAGGAUUCCUCACUUAUUUACGAUCACUCAGUAUUGAUGAACUAGCUUGCCAUACAAUUAAAUCUCUCCAAUAACACUUUGAUUAUAUGUAGUAAGUUCUAGAGAAUGAAGUCAAGCUCUAUCAAUAACGACAAUUUCUCAAAGAUCAAGAAAAAUAAGAUGAGAAAAAGGGUCAUAAAUUUUCUAAGAAAUCAAACCUAAUUCUAAAAAACUGGUUAUAUAAACAUUUCUCCUAUCCAUACCCAACAAAGGAAUAAACUUUGUAACUAGCCGAGAAAUGUAAUUUGACAUACAAACAGAUUCAAAUAUGGUUUAUAAAUGCAAGAGGAAGAAUAAACAACAAGACGUAUGAAGAGAAGAAAUUUAAAAAUAUUGUUAAAUACAAAUAUUUGUCAAUCAAUAAAGUUUAAUAGAAGCCAACAGAAUGAAUUAUUAUUAUUAAUAAAAUUAUUAAUCAAAGUGCGUAUGUAAGCACUCUAAUUUACACCAUCAAUAUACUUUAAUAAAUCAAUUCAUACAGAGACCCUUACCAAUUCAUUAAAUUAAACACCCUUAAAAGAUUCUAAAAAUAGAUAUCCAAUUCCUCUUUAUUCCUACUAUCUUAUGUUCAACUGAAACUAGAUAUUUUUUGAUGGAGUUGCCCUAUUUUAAAAUAUGAUUAAAAUAAAAGAACAUAAAAUCAUAGUAAGGGUGAUCUACGUGGAAUGUCUGUUGACUCUUCAUUUUCUCAAUUGAAAUAUCAAAAAUAGAUUGGAUUACGAGAGAUAGAGUUCCUUUUGAUUUCAAAUUAUCUUCGGAAAUUUCUGAAAAAUCUGAAGUAAUAAUACAUGAUCCUAAAGACCCAUAUUUGGUUCAGCAUUAAGAGAAAAAUUCAUAAUCGAAGGAAAAGGAGUCCUCAGAUAAUAUUCCAUUUAUGAUCUACCUAAGAUUUCAAGGAAGCUUUAGAAAUAAACUGGGUUAUUACUUUUAGUUUAAGUAUUUAAAAUCAUAGAAGAAUUUGAAUAAUUAACUUAUAAAACAAACAAAAUGAUUAAUAUUGA
This is a messenger RNA of Paramecium tetraurelia, 1227 nucleotides long. RefSeq lists its product as uncharacterized. The transcript is spliced from 3 exons. Gene Ontology annotation, molecular function: RNA polymerase II cis-regulatory region sequence-specific DNA binding; DNA-binding transcription factor activity, RNA polymerase II-specific. The record is from RefSeq and is a predicted model, not a curated record. Gene Ontology annotation, biological process: regulation of transcription by RNA polymerase II. Lineage: Eukaryota; Ciliophora; Oligohymenophorea; Peniculida; Parameciidae.